AUGGGUGAAGUAAAUGAUGAUGGAAAGGAAGCUGUGGAAGAUUUGUUGAUGUAUCCACCAAAAUGUUGGAGUAGGGCAUUCUUUGAUACUGUUUGCAAGAACCAAGCUGUAGACAACAACUUGACUGAGUCAUUCAAUGCUUGGAUCUUGCAAGCAAGGCACAAGCCAAUCAUUAAGAUGCUUGAGGAUAUUAGAAUCAAGGUGAUGAAUAUGAUUAAUGAACAUGAAGCUGAGGUGAUGUCAUGGGGAAAUGAAUACAGUCCUAAAACCAUGGAGUUGUACAACCAAUUCAUGAGGAUUGCAUUGAAGUGUCAUGUUAAUGGCAGUGCAGACCAUAGAUAUGAGGUGACUGAAAAUAGUGACAGGCACAUUGUGAAUUUGAGAUUGAAGAAAUGUACCUGUAGGGCAUGGGAUCUUUGUGGCAUUCCAUGUCCUCAUGCAAUAUGUGCAUUAUUGCACAAGAAGGUGGACCCUCUAAGUCAGAUUCAUUGGUACCUUACCAAAGAGACUUAUCUCCAAAUUUACUCACAUAAGUUACAACCAGUAAGAGGAGAAAAGUUCUGGAAAAUUGAACCUUCACAGUACAUGGCUCCACCACCUUUGGUAGAGAUGAGUGGGAGACCAAAGGUUAAGAGAACAAGAGAAAAAAAUGAGGAACUUAAUAGGCAAGGACAAUGGUCUCAGUCAAGGAAAGGGAGGGUAAUGACAUGUAACAACUGUGGUGAACCUGGACACAAUGCUAGAGGGUGUGCAAAGCAUUCUAAAGGAAAGCAGCCCAUUAGAGGAAAGAAGAAGGGAAAGCAGACAAAGAGGAAGAGAACUUUACUUGAUGAAGCUGAUGAUGAACAGCCCAGAUCUCCCUCUGCUGCACCAGUGCCGCAAGAAGCCAAUGUUGAGGAAAUUCCUUUGUCAGCCCCUCAGCCAAGUCAGCCUACUCAGAAAAGUCAAUCAAUUCAAGUCAGCAGUCAG
Nicotiana attenuata is the source of this 969-nucleotide messenger RNA. RefSeq lists its product as uncharacterized. The record is from RefSeq and is a predicted model, not a curated record. Lineage: Eukaryota; Viridiplantae; Streptophyta; Magnoliopsida; Solanales; Solanaceae. Gene Ontology annotation, molecular function: zinc ion binding; nucleic acid binding. The annotation marks the transcript as partial. The transcript has 2 exons.